AUGAAUUAUCGUGACACCCCACACCCAGCUACUGGUAUUCCCCCUGCUGCUAUGCUUUUCAGAGAGGGUAGUAAGAGUGCCUUCCCAAGAAGAUCUGUACCUGCAAAGCAAGUGGAAGAGGCUAGUGGAAAGGACAAGGCAAUCAAACAGGAUCGUCAGGACCAAGUUAAUGCAUCUAAGUAUAAGAUACCGUCAGAGUUUCAAAUUGGAGAUGAUGUCAUGUUACGAAAUUAUAGAAAGUCCUCCAAGUUUGAUCCUGUAUUCCUUCCAGAGAAUUGUGAGAUUGUUGAAUGCUCAGAUGAUGGUCGAUUCCUAACUAUCGAAAGAAAGCGUGAUGGGACGAUCUUUAAAAGACACCCGGAUGACGUCAAAUGUUACUACGGACCGCAUGAUACAGUUAUGGAAAGGGGCGUAAUAUCGGAUGAAGCUAUCGAAAAUGGGGAAUGGCAUAGAUGGUUUGAGCAGUGUAGACCCAAGGUAGAUGACAGUUAUGAAAGCGGAAAUCAAGAUGAGGAAGAUAAACAAGAGACUAACCACGUAGAACCAGGGCAUGAGAAUGGAGGCGAAGUAAGCAGCGCAAACGACUGCCCUGGAUCUUGUAUUCCUCGUCGAUUACAAAGGCUACGAAGACCUAACCCCAGAUAUAUUGACUACGAAAUGUAA
Paramuricea clavata is the source of this 663-nucleotide messenger RNA. NCBI's taxonomy places the organism in Eukaryota, Metazoa, Cnidaria, Anthozoa, Malacalcyonacea, Plexauridae. The record is from the annotation of a GenBank genome assembly.